CUACUACGCUACUCCUCGGGCGUAGCUCGAUCGAAUUCGUUUUUCAAUUCUCGUUUCCCGACGCGUUUAUUUCCCGCGAAGUGUUCCGGAAAUUUAAAUUUCGUCGUAAGACCACUACUACUACACGUGUUAUUUUUCGACAAAAAAUAUAAUACGUGUAUGAUUUAGUAUUCGGAAUAUGAAUCUAGGAUAUGUGCGAGGAUAUAACGGCGAGGAUCGGGAUCGCUGAAUAAACGAAACGCAAAUAGCAGGUAACAUAAUAUUAUUAAAAAUUAUAUAUUACACAUUUAAAUAAUUAGCUAUUUGAGUUUUUUUUUUUUUAAAACUAUCAUACACUUUUCAACUCUUAUAAUAUAAUAUACACGUCCCAGACGGAACUGAUCGGCCAACGUCAUUUAAACCAAAAAUUCUACCUCCUUUAUAGAUGGUGGUCCAUCUCUCUAUCUCUAUCUCGGUUCAUCUAAAGCUCUUUUAUUUUUAUUUAUGGACAAUUCAAUUUUCUUUUUCAAUAAAACUAUACUAACAACGCAUCUUCAAAACUAUUCAACUUUUAAAUUUAUUUGUUUUUUUAAUUAUUUUAAAACUAUUCUAUUGUGCUAUCAAAUAGCAUAUGCAUACUUAAAUCAAACAUUUUACAAAACGAUUUUUAUUGAAUAAAAAAUAUUUACAUUUUUUAAUUCCAAAUAACAUCAUAUUUACUACUUUGUUUUUUCUUUUUGAAUUCGAUAUUAACAACCAUAAUCAGACUCGUUAUAAGAGGGGGGAGGUUAGAGGAAAUAGAGGGAGGUAGACGUCUUUAAAGUAGUUUUUUUAAUAAUUUUAGAUUUAUUUAUCGCUGGCCGAUCGCUCACUGGAGGGACACAUUGUAUAAUGAUUACUAACCAAUUAUAUAUACGAAUUAUUAGAGAUGCAUAAUAUAGUAUAUAAUAAUAAUAUAUUAACUGAUGAGAUUAUUAUUUGUUUAAACAUUUACUUUUAAAUGUAUGAUGAUAUAAUGUUUUCUACAUCUCUACGCAGUCGUACAUUUUUUUUUUCACAUAUACAUGUAUGUUUGAUUAGUUGAUAAACUAAUGUCAGUAUCUCUACCUAUAUGUUUGUGUAUAUUAUAAUUUGCUUUGUAUGUGCUUAUAUUAUUUUUUUAAUUUUUCAUCUAUACUAUAACUUAUAAUCAUAUAUCGGUAUUUACUUAAAUAUUAAAAAAAAAAUUAUUCUUUUGCAAACACAAUGUUUAUAUUUACUAUUAAAGUACUUAAAGUAGGUAUUUACUUAAUAUUAUGAAUUACUGCACUAUUUAAUAUGGUUACAUGAAAUAUAUUAUCCAAUUAUUCAAAUUUAAUUUUUAAAAUGGUUAAAUUCUAAUUAAAUACAAAAUGUAAAAGCCUCACAAACCGUCAACGAUUCCGUGGUUUUUUUAAUUUUUAUAUAACUGCAGUAGAAAACGUGUAUUAUUUUUUUUAUUAUUAAUCGAGUUUAGGUAAUAUUGGAUACUAUUUGAAAUGUAUGCAUAAAAUUCGAAAAACCGCAUUUUUCGAUUAUUUUGUAUAAUCAAGUAGGUUAGGUAUCUUUAGUAUAUGUGUAUAUAUAGGUAGGAAAGUAGUAUACAUAACAUUUGCAUUAUUUAUAUUUUUACAAAUUUAAAAAAAAGACAUUAGGUACUAAACAAAAAAAAAUAUAAUGCGCAAACGAUUCCUACAUACAGUACAGUAGGUGUAUGUAAGUGUAGUUUACUUGAAUGCCAGAACCAGCUAUAUACAAUUACAUUACACCUAUACAAUAUCAUCGUGUUAUACCUAUAUGUGUGUUGCGUAAUAAGAUUCUCAUAAAACCAAUAAAAUACAGUCGUGUAUAAUUAUCGUUGUCCGUUCUCUUUUAUUCCAAAAAAUUACAAUAAUUCGUAUGUUUAUUUAAUGAAAAUUGUACAUAUGUGAAUACAGUGAAUACACGCAGGUCGUGAGUAUACCUAUGUAUAUUAUAUAUCUCGUUCUAUAUUAUUUUAAUGAUACAAUUACAAAUUGCAAAUUUUUAAAAAAAUAUUUUUAAGACAGUGAGAAAAUAUUAUAUUCCAAUAGAUAUUACUAAAAGUAAGAGAAUGCAAUGAUGUUUCACUACAGGUGUUUCAUUCUCAAAACCAAGGAUGCAGGGUGUUAACGCGUGAAAAAUUUUAAUUUAAUUAAAAAGUUAAGAUAAUAUUAAUCGAGUUGAUUAACGAGUUACUUUUUUACAUAAUUAAAUUUUAACUUAAUAAGUUGAUUUAUAUUUAUGUGCUUAACGUGUUGACUUCAAGUAACUCUUGUGUAUUUUAAGUUAAGUUGAACUUUGGUCGAAGACAAUAAUUUGCGUAAUAAUUCUGUAUUUUAUUUCUUUUUUUAUAAAUUUAUAAUUAUAGUAAAAUACCGUGUAAUAUUAAUUGCUGCUUUUAGUAUAUGAUAGUUUUCGAAAAAUAUGAUUUUCAACGUGCUUGAGUUUCUAUACAUAUAUAAAAUAUUAAUAACUAAUUAGUUUAUGCAUGAUUAUUUAUUUAUAAAAUUAGCUCUAAUAAUAUAAAAUAAUAGAGUUACAGAAAUGUAUCAAAUAAGUAAAAUUAUUGAAAUUUUGGUUUAUACUAAUUAAUAUAUUUUCUGUAAAAUGUUAAUAUUUAAUUUAAUUUUAUGCAUGUACAUAAUAUAGUUUAUGUUAGUCUCGUAUAAAACUUUGAGCUAACUAUCUGUAUAGAAUGUAUUUAUCUAACUCAAUGGACUCCGACCUAGCCUAUCUUUUUUUAAACAAUCCUGCCAAGUUGUAUAUUAAUUAAAUUCAAAAUUAAAUGUUGUAAUAAGUUACUACUUUUUUUCUAAAAAGAUAUUUUGAUUGCCAAUAAAAAUAUGAAAUUAACUAAGUUAAUAAUGCUUGAUUUAUUUUAUUUAGAAAUUAACUUAACAAAACUGGAAAAAUAAGUUAACUAUUAACUUAAUUUAAUUUAAUUAUUUCUGUAUUAACUUACCGAAUUAAUACAAAUUGUUAACUUGCCCAGCCUUGCCCAAAAUUAUAUAUACAACAUAAUUAAUAAUAUGAGUCAUAUAUAACUCAUACACGAGUACCUACAUAAAUAAUAUAUACUUCAUAACAAGUUCAACGACUAUGUAUACUAUGUAGACGUGAUUGUGCAAUAUUAAAUAAAAACUGGUAAAAUAUAAUAAUAAAAGUAUUAGUCAUUUUCGAUUCGUUCAUUUGUUUUGUUCUUUAAAAUGUAACAAUCACAUUUUGGUUUUCCGUAAAAUUUCGAUGUGUAAGAUUUUUAAAAUUGUUCUUAUCCAAAUAACAAUAUGCAUUCAUUUUUUUUUUUUUAAUUAAAAUGUUAUAGUGACAAAACUGCAAUUACUAUUAUAUAAAAUUCAACCUCCAUUAUGGAGGUACUUACAGAUCAUUUGUUAUAAAAUUCGUAUUCUCCAUUCUAAAAUUUCUAAACAUUAUAAAACUAUAAUUAUAUUUAUAUAAUAUCCAUAUUUAUUAAAUUAUACCAACAUUACAACCAUUUAUGAGGCAUUGCACAAUAGUUCUAAAAUAAUUUGCAUACUACGGAAUAGUAAAUGAACAUUUUGCAUAUUUGACAAUUAUUUGAAUAUUCGAAAAAUUAAUUCAAUCAUUUAACAAAUAGUCGAUAGGUAGUCCUUCAAAAGUGAAACUUUUUUUUCAAUUGUUUGAUCAUUUUUCAAAGGGAUUAUGUAUAAUAUGUAUCCGAAACAAAUUAUUUUGGGUAUUUUGAUUAUUUUAUAUGAGAUUUAAAUAUAGACUAUCUAUAGUCUAUACUACUGAAUGCAGGUACUCAUCUAUUUUAUUUAUCGUAAAACCUUUGGAUAAAUGUAUAGAAUUUCACUAAAUAGCUGAUUGAGAUUUUAUAAAAGUAUAAUUACACGGGUGACGGGUUAGUCAUGUUAUAAUAUUUAUAAUAUAAUAAAGAGAUUUCGAGACAAGCCUGUUUUGUUAAUAGACUAAAUUAUGAUUUUAAAGAUAAAAGUAUUUUGAAAUUUUCCAAACGACCAAUUUUACCAAUAUAGAAAUUAAAUGCUAAAAAAAUUCACUAUAAUUUCUAAUUAUAUAGUGUUAAACUGGACUUCUAAGUUAUAAUAUAUAAUAUACGGCAUGCUGAAUCUCGCGAUAAAAACUACACCUUGUAAACCCGUUUCUCUUUUGCUACAUAAUUAUUAGGUAUAUUUCGCUUUUAUUUUUUGCAAUUAGUAAUUUGUUUACAGCAAUUCGUAUUUAAGCUAUAAAUUAUUAUAAUAAAUAAAAUAUAAGAUCGAAACAAGAUAUCGUAAGUGGUUAAUCUUAUCGAAUUAUGCAUUCGAUAAGAUUAUCAAUAUACUCUUGAUACCAAUUUUCAAUCAUCUGCAGUACCUACUCGAUAAGAUUAUACAGUACACAUAUAAAUCAGUGACAUAGCCAAGAAUUUACAACGAGAAAAGGAGCAAAAUAAAACUAAAGUCAAAAUUACAAAUUUACACGUAAUAAACGUUAAUUUUAUUAAUUAAAUAUAAAAAACAUAAUAUUUAUACUCGAUCUAUGAAAUAUGAAUAUAAACCACAUACACCGUAAAGUGACAUAAACAUGAAACGAGUAUGAUAAAAGUAUUUUAAAAAUAAGACCAAUUAGGUGGAAGGAAACAUGACCCCCGUGCCUUCUGGCUAUAUCACUGUAUUAAUAUAUUAUUAAUUUACCUAAAGUGCAAAUAAUCAGAUAGGUACUUAAACGAUUUAGUUUAGAAGACGAUUGUUUAGGAUAACAAGUCCAUUUAGCUGAUCUACUCGUAAAUCGAUUCCUUAGAAUUCUUUUUAUUUUAUUCGUUAAUUUUUGUAAAUAUUUUUUUUUGCUAAGUCAAUUUGGCUUACCUGCCUUUUGGUAUCCUACGACUUAGUUGCCUCUUCAAUUCUCCUCUAGUAGUCUAGUUUCGCCCAUGAAUUAAUUAUUUUAUUACGGUGUAACAGUAUCCUCAUAUGGCUAGAAUAAGUACCUACGCAAUAUGAUUAAAUCUUUAAGGAGUACGUACAUCAAAGGAGUUGUCGGUAAUCGUGUUUGAUGAACAAUUUAAAUCUGUCACCGGUGUUUGUAGUACAGAUAAAAAUAAUGAUUGUAACACGUCGUUAUUUUAGCACAAUAGGCACGCAUUUUAAAAACGCGAUUUCUCGUGACUGCGGCGUGUGUUUAGACAUUACCUCGUGUUUUGGCGAACGUCCAUGUGCGCGCGCGCGCGCGAUGUUUUCAAUUAUUUAAUACUUAAUUCUGUCGCGUGAUCGGUAUUCGGCUAAUCGGAUAAGUACGUACUCGUGUGCAUAUCCCUAUGACCCUAUGCUUGAAUAUAGAGUCACACAGACUCAAUGAAAUCUUCUGAUAGGCACUUUGAUUGCUUAUCAGCAAUGUUGUGAUAUCGAUAACAUGAGUAUAUUGAUGAGUAUAUCAAUGAGUACUUAUAAAGUCUACGUCCCAAACCUGAUACUGCUCCAAGAAAGUUGGCGCCCUUUUAAGUGUGAACUUAAAAUCUGUACUACCUAGUUGAUGAAAAACCACUACAGAUUUAGAUUGAGCAAAAUUGAAUCCAUUGAGUCGUCAUAAGAACUCCUGUAGACCUAUACGAUACGUUGUAAGUAAAUGGGCCACUUAAAACGAAUAACGAUGACCGACCAACCAGAGGAUUCCUCCAUUUGCGUCUGUCGCUCGUUUCAAAUGUAUACAGAACGUUUAAACGCAAUUUCGGAGGAUAUAAGCACGAAACGCGGACACUUUGUACUAUUAUAUACAUAAUAUAUAUAGUAUAUAUAGAAUAAAUAAAAAGCCUGAAUAUGGGAUGAUUGAUACUGAGGAUGGGUUAAUUAUGAUCAAUCCAAAAGUUUUAUCCGCAUAGUAGGUUCCUAUCAAAAAUUAUAUAUUUAUAUCACUUUAUAAAUAGCUCAAAUUUUUCGAAAAUUUUAUCACAUCUAGGAAAGGCCAAUAUAAGUAUACAUUCUAAUCUUAAAGUCUUUACGACUGUUUUUAAUCGAAAAACAAUAAAAAAAACUUUUAAAAUUGAAAUGUCUAUAAAUAGCUCAAAAACACCUAAAAUUUUUCGAAACUUAGACCGUAAGAAACUAUAUUCAAAAUUCAAUAAAAAAGGUCUUUUGUUAUUUUUCAAUUGGAGCAAUAUUUUUGGUAGAAAACGUCGUCCGUAAUCAUUUAAAAUAAUAAAAUCGUGAAAUCGUACGUUUUUUCCACUUCAUCACUUUUCACAAUCAAAAAAUUAUCUCUUUAAAGUACCUUUCCGCGAAAAUUACCUUUCAGAAACGAUGCUAAAUUUGAUACAUUUGAGCGAGUUAGUACGAGAAAACGUGUUAAAAGAGUAAAAACUAUGCCGUUUAUACUUGUAUAUAGAAUUUUACGUGGAUUAUUAUCGAUAAUAAUUUUCUAAACUUUUACAAAUAUUUCCUCCGAUCAAAAUGAACUACCAUCAGCUUCAAAUAAAAGUAUUACCGCAGUAAGAUAGAAAGUAACCGGGUGUUACUAUCAAUACUAGUUGGCUCCUUCCAAACUUCCCACUCACGACUCACCCCAUUAGCUCUUUUUAUGUAGCUAUGUAUUUUUUUUUUUAUUUAUUCUACAUAUACUAUGCAUAUUGUAUAUGUACUAUAUAUAUUAGUACAAAGUGUCCGGGUUCCGCGUUUUGAACAAUAGACCGUACACCUUUAAUAUUACGAACAAGACGCAUAUGCGAAAUUUCACGCGGCUCGCGGAUAUUCUCUCGGUAACCCGCCGGUACAGUCCGGGCCUGCCCGUCGCCUAAUACAGGUAAGAAGGUGUGCGAUUUAUAUAUAUACGUAUGGAUUUAUUGAUUUUAUAUUUCGUUUGCGUCCCUCUCGGGCGCAUCGCCGUCGCGUUUAAAUAGGACAGAAAAUAAAAACGUAUAACGUAUAUCACAUAGAAUCGCAAUUAUGUCGUGCGACGCGGUGUCGUCGGGCUCAUCGUGUGUCGUAAAUCCCGUCGCGAUGUCGUAGCGUAUUGUUAUUUAACCUCACACGCGAUUUGAAACUCCUUCGCCGCCGCCGCGCCGGCGACCUUCACUCGCUUAUACGGGUACACCGCAACGCGCGCACUUUGGUUACGACGUCGUCGCCGCCGCCGCCGCCGUGUAGAAUAUUAUUGUCGUACCUACUCGCUGAGUGUCGCGCGCGCACCGGUUUCGAUUUCAUUACGUUUGCGGUUUCCGUCGCGGCGUUAAUAUACGCGUACCGAUCGCGUCGCCGCGGCCUCCGAUAAUAUUAUUAUCGUUAUCGUCGCGCUCGUAUGCCCGUAUGCCCAGCUCGCCCCGCCCCGCGGCCGUACAAAUCGAAAAAUACGCGAUAGCAUAUUAUUACGGUAUUGUUGUUACGUCUCAGCCGUCAUCUCCGCGCGAAAUUAUCGUCGUUAUUCGCGUCGGGCAUACGCGGCAUACGAAACAAACGGCACACGCGGUCGGCGGCGGUCGUCGCGUCAUUGAAGUCGACCGGCGGCUGUACGACGCGUACACCAGAAUAAGCGUUCAGCCUUGCCGCCGCACACGCGGCCCGCGAUCCGGGCGACUCGAAACGUCCUAUUAUGGUAUGGGAAAGGCACGCCGAGCGCGUGUGUGCCGGUACGUUUUUAAACGAUACCGCAGCAGUACGUUGAAAAAUUAAAAAUUAGUCCGCGUCCGCUGUGACACAGUGCGGGCACACGCCGUUUCGCAAUCACCGGACAACAGCUCGGCCACGAACAGGCGCACGCGUGUUAUGACGUUAACGGCGACCGUCUGCUGCAACCAUCAUCGCGGUCGUAACAUGCGGCCCGCCAGGACGACUGUCGCGCCGAACCGAAAUCGUUGUCACAAUAAUAACACGUACGACAGUACCGCGCGCGUUCUAGUGAGUGCGACACUAAAAUUAUAUUGCUUAUCUAUUAUUAUUAUUAUUAUUAUCAUCACGGUGCGUUAAUAAUAAAAAUAAGAAAAAAAUCGUGCGGACUGGCGAGGGGGGGGGGGCGAACGUAAGGCGUACGGUAUUUGGAACGUUCUGUUCGGGGGGGUUCUUUUUUUGUUUCGUCCGACGUCCGUCUGUCUCCGCGUACAAACGGUACAUUAAUAAUAACAUAACAGAUGGGAUAUACCAUUAUUAUAAAUAUUAUCGCGAUAGCCGUUUGUUGUUGUUGUUUUCGUAAUAACCGUCGUGGGAGAGUUUUCACGCCGCCGCCGGUUCGACGCAGCAUCCGAACCGCGUGCUACUCUCGCCUGCUGCAAUAGCCUAUCGAGUUUCACGGACAGCGGACCGUCGUCGCCGCCGUCUUCGUCGUAGUCGUUUUCGUCACGCGUGGUCGUAAGUGCAGUGCGCACGAAAAGCACCGGCUGUGCGUCGAACCGGUUCCGUCGCGCGGGUUUUUUUUUUUCUUCAGUUUUGCAUUUCUUUCGCUCUCGGAUUUAAUAUCAUGAUAAUAAUAUUAUAGACUCCUUCGACGGGAGUGUCACUCCUACGUCUUCGUCGCCGUUGUCGCCACAACAUUACCGUCCUCCAGCGGCAGGUAUAGUUUUUGUUUGUUCAAAAAAAAAUUUCACAACGCGUGCGACGCCCACCCCGCGUAUGCGUCGGGUUUUUUCUUCUUUGUAAUAAGUAAUACGAUUCGGCGAUAAAUGCGAUUCACUCUUGCAAAUGCGUAAUACGUGACACCCGGCAAUUGUCCAACACGUGCCGUCACUCUUCCACACACGUGUACCGCGACUUAUCAUAUUUACGUUUGUCUGCAGGGACAACUUUGCGCUGUUAGUUUUAAUAUUAGAGUGCAUUGACCUACUAUCAAACUUAAAUAUAAUAAUGUUAUGUCUGCAACGUUGGCGCUAUUUUUUCGAUAUUCUAAUUAUUAAGAGAGAUAUGAGUGUGUGAAUGAAGUAUCAUAGUUGUAUCUGUACGUGUAUCUCGUUUGAAAAUUCAAAUUUCGAAAAAAUAUAGCAACAACAACGCGCGAUUUCGGAAACGGACGUAACACGUAACGUAUUCUGAAUUUGUAUUGUUGCAGUAGGUGUUUUUAUUAAGACCACUUUUGACUUGCUGAAUUUUUUUUCUCUCUAAUUUAUCACGUUCCACCGCGGAAUUACAAUAGUUGUAUAAACGCUUAAUUUUCUUGGCACCGCUUAAACUAACGAUUUAAAAUACUAAUACAUUCCACCAAAAUAUUAUUUAAAAACGCCCUUUGUCGCCAUGGUGCCCAAAAUACUUUCUAUCACAAUUUCGAAAACUGAACACAACGAGCUUUUUAUACUUUUUAAUUUACGUCCUACAAUUUUUUUUCUCUUAAAAAAUAAAGGUAAAAGUAUAAGAUGAACAAAGCUACGACAAUUCAGAUUCCUGUAUGGCAUAUAAUUGAUAAUUACAAUUAGAAUUUACAAAAUGUGUACUAUUUAGCUGCAGGUUAUAAUGAUGUAUAGUAAUCGGCAGUCGGAUGGACAGAAUCGUCCGGUCGUCUACACUAUCGGUUCGAUCAAACGAAACAAGAAAUAACCGCAUUUUGUCCGAGGGAGUGUGGCCGUUUUCAGACGGCGCCUCAUAAAAUAAUAAGUUAUAUGAAACAUUCAGGACAUUUGACGCCCGGUCGAAAGAUGUACUACAGGCCGCUGAACAUGCACCUGAAAAUCUUGGACAAAUGGCUGGCCUGUGGGAGAUCAGGAGGACUGUUCUCAAAUCAAUAGAAAACGCUUUUCAAUCGAAAUUAUUUUAAUUCAUUUUUCCUCAACUUUCUAUAUUGAUUAUUAUUAUUAUUAAUCAAAAACUCUUUACGAUUGAUUUGACAACAGACCACCUGAACAGUUGGCCACCCUUACUUACAGUUACAUUUUGAAAACCGAAUUUGCCAUCAUAAAAUAACGUAUUACGUACGCGUACCUACCUAUAAUGAAAUAAGUAUUAUAGGUUAUACAGUCUAUAAAUAUGAGACCUGCAGCUAUUUUAUCGGUCCGUCGCCUGGGACGAUCGUUACACUAUUACACGUAAUUGCGAUCAGGUCGUUGACCUGGUUAAUAUUAUUAUACUGGAGGGGUCUGCGGUGCCGGUUUUUCAAAUUUUCUUCAAUUUUGUAAAUAUUUUUUCGUGAUCGUUUAAAAUAUAAUACUUUCCCACUAAUCUACUUCCAAAAUACCCGUGAUAACUCAUUAUCAACAAAAUAUUUUCCUACCGUGUAUAAAGUUUUUUUUUUUUAAUUGAUUAACAACAAUAUACCUUAACAGACCGUAUUAAACUCUGAUUUUUAAAUAUUGAGAGGCACAGCCCUAUUGGGGCCUGGGGCUAAUUUUUUAAUGGUGCCUUUAAAUUAAAUUAUAAAAUCAGUUUUUUCUCUUAUCCAGUUCCGUUUCGUUAGCAACAACUAAUUGUUGAGUACAAAUAUGCAUUCAAUUUCCCCUUUACCUUCCCAAAUUCUCACGUACAACAACGGGACGAUGUCCUUUUUUAUUUUACAAAUAUUUGAAUUAUUUUCAACUGUAUCAUCCGGGAAUUAUUUUUUCUUAUUCGUUUUUUCUUAUCAUUAGUAUAAAAUAAAAUGUUUGUUGAUAAUAUUCGUUUGGUUUUUUUUCAAAAUUCAUGAUUUCCCAACUUUAUCUUAAUGUAUAAUAAUUUUAUCGAUUACUGAUUAAAUGAAGAUUUAGAAUUCUGUCACAACUGAUAAUUUUAGUCAAUAUUUUGGACUUUAACAAAUUUAAACAAAAGUAAUUUUAAAACCAAAUUAAUAUAUAUGGGGGCCCCUUAUGAUGUCACGACCAGGGGCUGUAGCCCCCCUGUAAGUAGGGUUCUGUUGGUAAUUGUCAACAUUUGGCAAAAAACAAAUACUGAUUAUAAAGUUUGAGAUGCAAAUAUAUCGAAAAACGGUAUACAAUACGGUUAGCAUAUAGGGAAAAGUAUUCUUCUUCUAUAUCCGAAAAAAAAAAAAAUAAUAAUAAUAAUAAUCGUCGAAAUCGGACCGUUUGCACUAUAUACGAGAUACAGUGAGAAUUUUCUCCGUAAGAAUCAUCAUGCUUUUUAACGAAAAAUAAAAAUAAAAAAAAAACUCACCGACACCGCGGUACCCCUUAAUAACGACGAGGACCGCGUACGAUCAUCGUAGGUUUAUACCGCCAAUGGUUUUAUUUUUAUACAUAACCAUGGUAUACGCAUUAUAGACGAGAAUAUUAUUUUCGCAUUCCGAUAGUUCGGAUAGUCGUUGGGCCGUGCGGACGACGCGGAUUUAUAUACCUCACGGACAUUAUCGAAUUACGGCAGACUAGGUACGGUUAUAAUGCCGUUAGUUUUUGCUAGACAUUACGUAAAUAAUUUACUUAUAAUAUAAGUGUAUACUGCGAGUAUACGAAAAAUCAUUCCGCCGUCAUGCACUUUGAUGGGUAUGAUGUACAUAAUAUUGUAUCCCGUUCAGUUAUCCCGUUUAGAUAUAAUAUAUAUAUAUAUAUAUAUAUACACGCAUAGGCGUGUAAUACCCGAUACCUAAUUAUAUGUGUAUACGAUACACCUGUAUUAUAAUAUUCAUUCCGACGAAAUAGUUAGCCAUACGCAUUAUGCAUUAUAAUUGUAUGCCUACUUAAAUAUAAUCUACAUGCGCGACAAUGGCGUAUCUAGAAUUUGUCCACCGCGGGGGACAUAAAAACCUCCAACAGCGUUGUUCGUAAAACAAAAAAAUACGCACACGCUUUUGACUUACGAUGUUUUACCGUCGCACUGAUGUGCCCGGGAAUUUUCGACGGGCGGGGGAUGUAGCUAAUAUAAUAAUCACGAAUAAAUCGUAGAGCCGUCUUCUUUAUACCCGACUCGACUGUGGGAAUUUAAAAAACGGAACCCAAAAAGUCAAUUUUCAAUCAAUAAAUCGAGUUUUUCCUUGUACCGAGUAAUCCAUUUAAGUACACGCAUUAUGUCAGAACGUAUUAACUUUUUCCGGAAUUUGUUUUCUAGAACAUUUAAGAAACAAGCUGCACUACAAUUUUAUAUUUAUGUUAUUUUUGGUCAUCCUUAUUUUCGGGUGUAAAAUCAUUGCUUACUUUUGAUUUUCAUAGGGCAACCUAUAUUAAAAAUUCCCUAAAUAUAUGGAUUAUUAGUUAAAACAAAUUUAGUGUUGGUAUUUUUGAUUUCUGUCAAGCCGUUGACGAGAUAUACCACUUUUAAUUUUAGAUUGAGGGAGAAUAGUGGUGCAUUAUUACACACCGCUUUCCGUACCGCCAAACUAAUGAUAGUCUAUCAUUUAUUUUAAAUAUCCCAUCAAUUUAUGGAAUUUUUAAUAUACGCUGACCUUUGAAAAUCAAAAGUAGGUAGUGGUUUUACUCCCAAAAAUAAGGGUGACAAAAAAUAACAUAAAUAUAAAAUUGUAGUGCAACUUGUUUCUUUAACGUUCUAGAAAACAAAUUCCCGAAAAAGUUAUUACUUUCCGAGAUAAUGAGUGUACCCACUUAAAUGAAUCACCUGGUAUAACUUAACUGAAAUGUAUACAUUUCAAGAUUAUAAGUACUAAAUAAACACUCUUAGUUAUUGUGGCUUUAGGACAAUGCCGAAUAGGAGAAAUUAUAACCGCCACUUCUCUCCUAUGUGCAUAAAACUCGAUAUAAAACAAUAAAUUUACAUUUAUAUUUGUAGCAAAAUAAAUAACGAUUAAGUCUAUUUUUCCAUUACGAUCGAGUAUUUCAUUAUAAAUAUAAUCCAUGGGCCGAAUUUAAAUGAAAAGUGCAUUUUUCGUGUGUAUGUUUAGCAUAUGGCGUACUCCCUCUAAUAUGAUAAUAAAGUAUUCCAAGUACAUAUUUAAGUAAUUCAGUGUAUGUAUAACUGUAGAAAUACUUCAAAAUUGAAAUAUUUUAUACGUUUUGCGUUUUUCAUCGUUUUUGAUGUUUAGGCAAUUUUUGUAUGACAUUCUCGCUUUUAAAAGACUAUUAAUUACUAUGUUUUUUCUAUAACAUUUUUCAAUAGUUUUUUAGGACAUUUAUUAUAAAUCUGGGCUCUAGAAUUAUUUAUACGUUUUACACAUAUAUGUAUAUAUUUUUAUAAAAACGUGUGUUUAAAAUACUCUUAUGUUAAUAUUAUUGUACUCUAUUAUGCUAAUGGAUAGUAAUUGCCUUGAGCGCAGCCACUGUUCGUCAAAAGUAUAUCGGAUUGUCAUUAAGGAUAUAUGUACCAAUAAAGUAGCUUAACGGGGAUUAAUGUACGAUUAUAUGGGUGUGUUGUAAAAAUGAAUUUAUAUAUUUUGUGUUAAUCCGAUAAGUUCUUUUAUUUUUGCCAUCGUCGGUAUAUAUCCAUAUGUACACGAUACACCUGAUUAAUAUAUAAAUAUUCAUUAUGGGCGGAACGAACUAUUUAAUUUGUAUUAAUAUUUUAAAACCAUUCAUAAGAAUAUAAUUAUUAAAAUGUUUCGAACGUGAACGUUUUUGUAUUUUUUUUUCAAUGAUUGAUCGCUCAUGACUACAAUACCAUUUCCACUCACAAAAUUACAAAAAUUGUUUAGGUGGGCACUAAUAUAGGUAGGUUAAAUCAAAUACUGCACCUGUAUAACUGGUAUAGUCAAAAUAAAAAUAAAUGUAAAAUAAAAACAGCAUAAUACAAAUUCACCUUACAUAUUAAUGGAUCGAAGAAAGAAAAUAAAAAAGAGCUGAUGGGUGUGCCAUUGUUGUAGGUGCAAAGUUGGGAAGGCAUAGGAUAUAAAUUAUAUAGGGUUAUUUAAUUUAUAUCUAUAUACCUACACAAUAAUUGCUCAUGAAAAACGAUUCUGAGUGGAGUUCGGUUAAACAUUUUUUGAAAUACUGUGAUAGUUUCGAUUUCAUCGAAAUUUGAACUUAAAAACUCUAAUAAAAAAAAAUAUUACUAUGUACUAAAUUUUUUUUACCACUAUGUAAACCUAAUGAUAAAUAUCGUAUUAAAUGUUCGACCAUUUUGGCGAGCUAAAACAAUUGUAUACACGCGAAACCAAAUACAAAUUUAAAAAAACCUCAAAUAUUUACAGAUAACUGUAAGUAGCACAAAAAUAGUCAAAAUAUUUUGAAAAUUUGACCUCGUUUGAAAAGGCUAAUAUAAGUAUUUAGAACAUGUUAGAACAAAUUUCGAGUCUCUGAGAUUAUUUUUAACUGAAUAACAACAAAAAAACCAAAUCGGAAAUAACAGAAAUCGUUAUUGCAUACAUUGUCACCUAAUCAUUAAGAAAAUUGCAAAGAAAAUUAAAAAUGACCUCCCGGUGUAUACCAACUAGAUACAAGUUUCUUUUCUUUAAAAUAGUGCUACACUUGAUGGUCGAAAAAAAAUUAUGCGCGGGGUUAGGGGGAAAGAGCUGUUUAAAGACAAAAAAAAAAUACACAUCAUAGUAAAAUCACUAAAACUAAUACAUUUCUUGUUACGCUUUAAGAAUCUAUAAAAGAAAAAGGUUACAAAAACCAUAAGUUAAAUUAUUUUCUAUAUAUUUUUAAAAUAUUUAUUACACAAUAUUUAAACAGUAUAAUAAUAUUGUAUAGUUUUAAUAUUAUGUUUUAGCUCCAUUACUAUACCUUACAUUUUUUUGUAAUAAGGAAAACGCAUUAUGAAAUAUUUCGUAAUGAAGGUAGGUACCAAAGGUUUAUGGAAGAACGUAAUUUAGUGACAUUUUUCAAUAUAAUAAUACGAUGAACGUGAAAAAGUUGUUUAUAAUAUAUACAACUAAGAAAAGUAUUAGCAUUCCAUAUUUCCAGUUUCCACCCACUGUAUAUACACGCGUGCCUAUAUGAAUUGAUGUAUCUAUAGGCUAAAUGAGAUAUUUCUGUGGGAAGAAUAGAAAUCACACAUUAUUAUAACACUUAAUAAAUCAUAAUAAUAACUUUUUUCAUUAAUAAUUAUUAUUAUAAUACAAAUAUUAAUUUGGUUGGUUACGACUAUGAAAUAUCAAUAAAGAAAUAUAUUAUAUAGGUACUAAUAUAUUAUUUUACAUUUAAAUAUUGUAAAACCUACUUGGUUGUAUGUAGGUGGACACUUGUUUAAAAAAAAAAAAAUACUAUAUAUUCCAUAAUGUGUAAUAUUAUUAUUGGGAAUUUCAAAUUAAAAUAAUUUAAACUCCAACAUUAGCUUUUACAUAAAAUAUGGCUACCUUCUCAACGAUGUAUAACUAUAAUAGUAAUAUAGUAAACUGUAAACGUGUAACUUUUAUACACAUACGAUUCAAUUAAUUUCAUUAAAUUUAUUAAAAGUUGAGUAUAAUGGCAUAUUGAAUCAAAAAACCAAAUGUUUACAGUAAUAACAUAUCAUUGGUCCCAGGGAAAAAAUGCUUAAGUCAAUUUUGUAUAAUUUUCAGUAAGAUUAAUAUAAAUAUUUCAAGUAGAAUAAAAGCAAAUUACAUUUUACAAAAUUAUAUAAUAAAUGCCAAAAAUUAAAUUUGGCCCUUCUUUCUUGAUACCAUAGAUAUGAUAUUUAUAAUAUGGCCUUAAAAUACUAUCCGAAUAUCAUAUACUUUAUAAAAUACAAUGAUCUUGAUUUUUUUUUUUUUUAUAUAAUAAUAAUAACAACUUGAAAUUCAAAAAUUAAAAAAAAAAAUAUAUGUAUUUUUAGAUAUUUCUUUAUAAGAAUAUAAUAUUAUUUCAAUAUAAUUACGUAUAACAAUAAAUAUAAAUAAUAAUUUCCUCGAAUCUAUUGAAUUUCUUCUACUGAUCGUACAAUACCUAUAAUAAGCUAUUAUAAUUUCUUUACAUUAGUAAAUACUGCAACGAAUUAAUUCGAAUAAAUCUUCAAUGCUAUAUUAUUACUGCUUUAUAUUUCGUUCCAAACGAUUUGCCCGUAUAUAUAUUACACAACUCAAUAACAUGAGGUUAUUUUUUAUCCAUUUUAUACAUUAUUUUUAUUAUACUCUGUUACAUUAUGAGUAUUGUGAUUACGAUAAUACAAACAGAAUGUUUGUUUUAGUUUAUAAUACUCGUGAUGUGUUUACUGUUUAUAAUGUCAAUGUUUAUCAAAUCCGUAUAAUUUUUCACUUAGAUAACAUACUAUAAUCCGUUUGGCUAUACAAUAUUAUAAUCAUAAGCCUAAUGGUUUCAUUUUUAUUUCAAAUAAACACAUUUAAAAUAAUACUAUUGUAAUAUGUACUAUAUAAUCCAAAUGAUUUUUUUUUUACUUUUAAACCAUAAUACACUUUUUUUGUAAUGAUAUCUAAAAACAAAGGUUAUAACGUAUAGUAUACCAAUAAGGUAUAGUAUAUAGUAUAAAAUAUAUACUAUACAGUAUAUUAUGUACCUACGUAUCUAACCCUUAAUUUAAUACAUUUCAUGCAUUUUAUACAUAUGUAUAACACUUGUUUAGGUACCUAUAAUGUCUACUAUUAUAAUAGUAUUAAUAUUUGUAUUUGUUAUCACGCUUCUUGUAUGUCCUGUUUUUAUUCAGGUUAACAUAGAAUAUUAACAUAAAACACGGUAGAGGUAUUUAGUGCAAAUAUUUUAUAGUUUUAUACCUAUAUCUAUUUUCGAUUAAACAAUUUACUUAGAUGCUUAUUUAUUUUAAACGUUUUUCUUUUACUUGAUACAUAAUAUAAAUACAUUACCUAUUUCUGGUUUGAUAGCAAGAAAAAUACAAUUGAAAAUCAAAAGUACAUAAAUUAAUAUUUACAUUUUAUUAUUAUCCAAAACAAAAUAACAAAUUGAUACAAAAAUUUUAAUCAUUAUAAUAAUAGUAUAUUUUUCAAGUAUUUAAAUCGUAUGUGAUUAAAUACAAACAAAUUGUAUAUUAAUGUUUUAUACAUUAAUAUAAGUUUUUUACGCUACUUUUUGUAUAUGUGUAAUAUAUAAACAUUUUAUAGGCUUAUAUUAUUAUUGCUGUGAAAACAUUUUUUUUUAUCGUGUUAUCAGGUUAAUUUUGUGUUGUAUUAUUACUUCGUUGAGUAACAUUUUUUUUUUUGCCAGUGUAUUACCGCAGAUCAAUAAUGUUACUAUUAUUAUUCAUAUUGCUCAAUUCAAUGUUAUUAAAAAUAUUUCAUUAUUUUUCGUGUGUCAUGUGUGGUCAUGUGCAUGAAUGCAUACAUAACCGAAUUCCAGUAUUAUUUUAUGCUUACUAAAUUCAAAUUUAUGAUAAUUUUUUUUUUUGCUUACAGUUCAAAAGAACAAACAAAAAAAAUGUGAUCAACCUAAUUCAUUAUAAAACAAUGGCUAUAGGUUUAUACAAUACAAUAUCAUUAUUGACGUCGUGACCGCCGGGAUUUCCUAAUACAUAAUUCACAUACUUGAGCCUUCUUGUAUUAAUUAAUUAAUACAUCGCUUUAUAUCCCGAGAAACGUAGCUAAGCUAUAUGUAGGUAGUAGCGUAUAGCUGGAAAAUUAAGAACCCUGAAACAAGUUCAGGUUUUACGCCUUAGCUGCAUUUAUAGUAGAUUUUUCCCUAGAAUAUAUUUAUUUUAAAUUAUUCUUAUAAUGCAAAUCAUUGAGAUUUAAAAUAAACUCAAAAUUCCCAGUUUUAAAUACAAAAUACAUGUUAUAUUAUACCUAAAAAUACAAUACCUAUAAUAAAUAUGAACCAAAUUGCAAUUACAAUUUCGGGCGCCCCGUGCCCCUACAUGCCUUUGCCACUGCUUUAUAAGCAGUACUUAUAGUACUUAUCUAAUGUGUAUUUUCUUUUCUUCCGUAUGAUAAAUGCCAUUAUAUAAAAUUCGAACAUAAAAAUACAACAAUAUAUAGUUGCCUGUUAUAUCUAUAUCUUUAUAUCGUUCAACAAAUGUAAUACUUAUAGCAUAGGAGGUAUAUUGAAAAGUUGCUUUUACAUCAUAUAUAAUAGCACGUGUUUUAACUACCUGUACCAGCUAUACGUGACAUUUUGCCCAUCAUAGAACAUAAUAUUCUGUUAUAAACCACCAACUCUUGUUUUGAAACACCUAUGCAGUUAUAUAUGUGUAUUCUAGUAAUAGAAAAACGAAAUAAUACAUAAUGUAUCUAUAGGAUAGGUCGCAAUCUCAUUUUUAAAAUGUCGCCGAAAAACGAUUAGGCGCCUAUUGUUUUAUAUUUUAAACCUACCCAAAAUGUCAACCCGAAAGUUUUUUUUUACAAUCUUCCAUCAUGAUGUAUAGCUAGGUUUGUUUUCACAAAGGUUAUUAUAAUUGUUUAUUAAUUGUUUUUUUUCUUAUAGGCACUAUUGCUUGCUAAUUAUAUAAUAUAUUAUCCACGCGUAGGUACAAUAGUAUUAUUUUAACUAUCGUAGAAUACAAUUUAAGGUUAUAUACGUGUUUUAAAUUGAACAAUUAAUUUUUAAGUACCUACCUACCAUAUAAUAGAAAUACGAAAAAAUAAUAUUUACUGACAACGUAGUCGUACUUCGUGUUUUGUAUAACACGAAUACUAGGUACCUAAAAUACACGUAUAUGGUUAUAUUAUUAAUAUUUAAAAAAAUAAUAAUAAUAACAAACAUAAUACACUCAAAAAUUUGGUACCUAUUAUUUUAUAAAAUAACUUCGCCGUCAAGGCCAUCGUCGCAGUUGCAUUUACCAUCUGCAGACAUGUCUUUCAAAUGAGAGAAAAUAUUGUGCACACAUUUCACGUAAAACAAACGAAAAAGCCUUUACAAUCGAUUUUAGAGAUAAAACGCAUAGAAUAUAAUUUGUAGACAACAAUAUUUUUAAAGAUAUUCUUGUCGGAGUUUAAAAUUCUCUAAAAAUUACACUCAUUAUCAAAAGGUAGGUUCAAAAAAUGGAAUUAAAAUUUAUUUAUUUUUAAAAGCGGUAAUUAUUUUAAUAAAUAAUAUUCAAAAAAUGCUGAACGUUGCCAAUGAGGUUCUCUUCAAAUCUUCGGAUCUGUACUUAUAAAUUUGUAUCACUAAUCUGAUUUUAAAGGCUUUUUCGUAUGGUUUAUUUGAACACGUCAUUUUUGUUACGCUAUAUCGUCCCAUACUUAUAGAAAGACAGAGACGGCAAAUACAACUGUGACAGCCUCUAAUAAGGCCAAUUUUUCAACAUACCUAUACUUUAAAACUAACUUGUAAUAAUUUAGGUGCAGUUAUAAUAUAGUUCAACAAUAUAAUAUGUGCAUCACAAGCCACAAGGUUCUAUAAUUUUUAUAGGUAGUGGAGGUGUAAACAUAAUGUUACCUUUAUAUGUGUAUAUUAUUAUACAUUAAUAUUUAAUAGUAAGUUUUUGAUGUUCGUUUAUGGCAACUCGCUAUAAUUGUCGUUGUACACACAUAUGUUAAACUUGCCGCCUGCGACGAAUGUUAUGUUUGUUGUUCUCUGUGUCAAAACAACAAAUGCCGAUGUAUAUGGAUAGACGAUUAGAAAUAAAAUCAUCGUAUAUAAUAUACAUUAUUCAUAUACAAGGCCGUAACUGAAAACAAAUUUCGGAAAGGGGGUUCCAACAUUCAUUUUUUAAAUAGAUACAAACACUCAUCAUUUUUACGUUAAAAACAUAAAACCUCUUUAUUAUCGUUAUUAAAAUCAUAAACCGUUAUUGCUUGAACGAAAAUAUAAAAAAAAUUGUAUACAAAUAAACUAUAUUCAAUACUAAAAUUUUUCUACUUUUAAACAAUUUCGGGAGGGGGGAUUGUCCGGACCCCUGGACCUCACUCCAGUUACGGCCUUGUGCAUAUAAAUAUAUAAUAACACAAAAUAUUAUGUUCGUUUCCGUGUUUUAAUAGGUUGAAAUAACGUUUAAAAAAAAAAUGAACGAUAAUAAUGCACAUAUAUUUUAAUUUACCUAUACAGUAACUAUCAAAACAAUAUCAUGACAGUUAUCUAUUUAAUAUUCUGCUCGUUUAUACAAUGUUAAACAUUAUACUAUAGCUACGUAUUUGUUGAUAUUGUUUCCGUAUGAUUUUUGAUUAUUUGUGUUGAAAUUUGAAUUACAGUUAAUAAGUUGGAGCCGCAUAAAAUAACAAAAUUGUUAGUUACCAACAAUUUUACUUUUGACUCACAGAUACGCGAGAGUUAUUUUUAUUUUUAUUACUUCAUAAGUUAUUAUUUCAUGGCAUUACUGUACAAAAUAUAAAUUAUAUCCGUUUUUAUCGCGUACAAUAUUUAAUACCUAUAUACGGCUAUAUCCGUGUAAUAUCGGUCUAUUGUCAACGUCAUAAUAACUAUUAUGUUUACUUAUAUCUUUGCAUUAAUGUUAUCCAAACGACCAGUGGCUGGUGUCCGUAUUAUAUAUUAAUUCCAAAUCAUCAAUUAGCCAUUUUAUCAUAGAAAAAAUAGAAAGUUAUAACCUACCUACUCAAAAUGUGUUUGACAAAAUCGGGCUGAACCAGUUUAUUUAUGGUGUGAAGAUUUUCAAGUGAAAAAUAUGAAAACAAUGCGGGAAUGUUGUCUCAUCGUUCUUUAUUGUAUAGAUUUUAACUUUCCAGCGAUUGUUAUGAAUUUAUGAUAAAUAUGCACUGGAUGACAAUAAAAAUUAUCAACGUUAUAUUUUAGUAAGUUUGGAAAGUACAAUCGUCUAUCAAAUAGGUACUUAUAUUUAGUUAUAAUAUACUAUAGUCAAUAAUCAGAGUUGUGCUGCACGAUUUUGAAACUCUUUACAAAUACAAUUUAAUAAAUUAUUUAUAGGUACCUAUAUAUUUUACUAAAAAUUAAAUUUUGUCAGACAAAAGUUUUUAUUUUGGAAAUAAUACGUUUUGUGGAUUUCGGAUUUCGAAUUUGGAAAUCAUAAUACAUUAAAUAAUUUGAUGUUUAGAUAUUUUGAUGAUUUGAUGUUUACUUAAAAUGGAAUUAUGAUUACAUAUUAAAAUUAUUAUUAUUUUUAUACUUAUUCUAAUACGUCUUUAUUAUUAUUUUUUUAAAUGUGUGUUCUACACACAAAAACAGUUCUACCUUAACUUUAAAUGCCAACACGUGUGUAUUUUAUAGACCCACCUACAUAAUAUUAUUUAUUUGUGUGCUGUGCACUCGAGCAUCGUAUAUUCGUAUUAUUAUUAAUUUAUUCCAUAUAACUACUCUACUUUUAAUAAAUUAUGUUUUAAUUUUAUUCCGUUAAAAUUAUUGUACUAAAUAACUAUUAUAUAUAUAAUAAUAAAGGUACUUAGUUUAUAAUUUCUCAAAAUUGCUCCGAUAAUAUUCUAUACUUACACAUCAGUUGCACCUCGUUAAAACUGGGAAGUAUGCGUUCAUUUAUUCGGUAGGUAUUCAAAUUAGUACAAUUUAUUAUUGUUGUAAUGUAGUUAAAAAAAAAAAAAAAUGCAUUAGGGGCGACCGAGUUUAUUAAAGACAUUAUAUACCGGGAACUGGUGAAAUUCACGCGGUGAAACAUUAUUUUUACCCGGUCGGAAAGAAUAAAACAUUCCUCGGGGACAAUCGAUAACUAGAGAAUUUUAUAGACCACUAUAAUAUUUUAUAUAAUAUAUGCAGCGGGUUAGCGUUGCAUAUGAAAUAUAUGAUGUAUUAUAUAAAUAAUAGACUUUUGUGUUUUACGUCAAUACAUGCUCAAAAGUCAUCGCGUUAUUGUGAUAUUGUGUAUUGUAAAUAUUACGUCUGUGCGUACAUUGUCACGGCUAAAUACUCAUUCGAUAUAAUAAUGUUUUAAUGUUAUUUAUUCGACUACAUACAUUUUAUUACAAUAUAAUAGUAUAACUAACUGUAGUUGUGCCGUACCGUACAAUUUAUUGUUUGUUAUGUUGUAGAUUCAUAAACAAUUAUUAUUUCAAACUUUAAACGAACUUGAACAAACUUUAUCGUUCUUCAUGCCGUAAAUAAUAUACGAAAGCCGAAUAUAUACACUACCCGGUGCCAGCCAUCUUAUCCGCUCGAGUUCUCGAGUGCUAUGUGUGUAGGUAACAUAUUUAUAUAGAUGAUGUGUGCUGUUUUUUUUGUCUAUGUGUGAUAAUAAUAAUAUGUACCUACACAUUUAACUUAAGUUAUGGACGAUUCCUAUACAAUAAACGAUCUAGUUUAUUGUACACAUCCGUGCCCUAGACAUAUUUCGUACCAUAGCUGGUUGGCAGUUGGAAAGUUACUUAUAUGGGGUUUAGGGUAGGUAAUUUAGUUUGGAUAGCAACGAGCCACGUUUGUUAAACCGGUAAAGUUGUAGUAUUAGUCGCUAUUCCUUCGUGACCCAGAAAUAAACGAAAACUAAAACCGAUGUAUCGUCAUUCGUUGUCAGAUGUUUUUUUUUUUUUUUUAAAUUUAUACAAAAACGGCCGAGAAUCUGUCAAAUAACAUACCACCGGGCGAGAAUUCCGCAUCUUUCAAAUGUGAACAAAUCUAAGCAUUUUCAAUAACCGAAAUAGUUUUGAGACAAACAAAAUAACGUCUUCGUAAACCUAAAUGUUCCUCCGUUAAAAUAUUGAUUUUUUUUUCUAAUUACCUGUAUGUAGUAUAUAAUAUUGUUGUGUGAUAAACUAAUAACAUUUUAUUAAUAUGGAUAUUGUAUAGAUUAUAGAUUAUAGGUAUUACUUUGACCGUACACAUAUACGCGUAUUACAGCCUUCUGUUUGAUUCAUAAAUAUUCGUUGACCUAUAAUUUACAACUAUAAUAGUAACCAUGUUAAUUUUUUUUUUCUUGGGCGUUUAUCGCAUUAGGUAGGUAAAACAUAAUAUUACUAUCACGGUUAAGUUAGACAAUUAUGUCAAGAACAGACGCGUAUACCUAGGUAUACGCGUUGGUACACGUCUGUAAAUAAUGAAUAAACAAUAAUAUUUAUAAUAAAUAUAGGUGAUGAUAAUAUAACACACGAUAAACUGUUUUGCUUACAGUGAUUACCUGUACCUGUAUUAUUAUAUAUUUAUAUUAAAUUAGCUGUAUGUCAAACGUCAAAGUAAAACGCUGGGGCCAGAACUCGUGGCAAUAAAGAAGUUAAGUGUUUUGAGAGGCAUAUAUAAUAAUUUAUAUUAUUAAUAACAAAUCGUGGUGGUAUUGUACAAUUAUAGGUAGGUAGGUAGGUAGGUAGAUAGGUAGGUACAUUAUUAAAACGAACAAUAAUCAACAUAUUAUUGAAUGGCUAACAGAUAUACGAGUGUAGGUAUAUAUAACUAUCGUGCGUGGAACCAAAAAGGUGCGGUGCAGACAUCCGGGCUUGAAUGCUUUACGUUUAUUAUAAUAUUAUGUUAUUCACUUUUGUUUUUCUACAACAAACAAAAUAAAAACAUUAGAAAUUUGAUUUUUCGCGAAUUUAUGUUUGUGCUUUAGGUUAAAUAUAAUAAUAUAUAAAGCAGAACGUCAAUUUUCGGGUGAUAUUAUUCACUUUAUAGAUAUUUUUCAAACAUUUCUUAUUUUGUGGAUCUUUAGUAUCUUCUCGAGAUCUUAUUGUUCUAAAUAAUAUAUACAAAUACAAUAUAUAAUGUUCUAGUAGAAGUAGGCACGUCAAUUAAUUAUUGAUCCGUUAAGUUUACGUACUUUAAUACUACUUGAUACUUCCCACAGGUCCAAAUUGAAGUUCUGAACGUUUAAUCGUUAUACAUGUAAGUAGGUAUUAUGCCUAUUCAAUAUAUUUUAUAAAUCGUGUUAUUUAUUCGUAUUAUACCUAGCUACUUGUUAUUAUUAUAAUCAUUUUUUUUUUUAAUUAUUAUUAUAUUUAAAUUCUAUUUUAUGUAGAUCUAAAUGUGUAUCAUGACCAUGCAAUGAAUUUAUAAUUCACGAUUUCGACAGAAUAGGUAUAGGACAUUUGUAUUAUAAAUUUAUUUAUGAAGUAUCGGAAACGGUGCCAAAAAAAAAUCUGUCUUUUGUAAGAAAUGUAGAUAGAAUAAAAUCGAAAAAUAAUAUUCUGUUGCCAAUGUUCAAUAAGUUAUUAUUAUGACUAUUAUUAUCACCUAUAACAAUAUAUUUGUGUACUUGUAUUUCUGUUGGAAGGAUACAAAUAUAAUAUGUUCUAGUUUAAACGUCCAAACUUUUAGAGUAACAUUAUAAUUUCAAAAAUAAUAUAUUAUGUACAAAAUAUGAAUAAAUAUAAUGCCUCUGAUAAAAUUUUUGAUUUUAUAUACUGACUACAGAGAGACGGGUACUUCACUGUCCGUAUAUCCAAUCAUAAUUAUACAUUCCUAAUUAUUAUGUACUGUCCCUAUAAAAGUUGCCGCACACUGGUUCGGAUUGACAAGAAUAUUUUGGCGGAUUCCAAACGUGGGUACUUGUUUAUUCGCACACAAAAUAGUAAAUACACAUACUUUUGGUCAUUACUUAUUAUCAAUAAACAAUUAAAAUGUCAAAACUAAUAAAAAUAAGACAACACGUUUACGAUAAACGGCCAAAGGUGAUGAGAACAAAAUGCAUAGCCCGACAAUUUUGGAGGGACUUAAGCCCCCCCAUAAUACUAACUAAAUAAUGUAUAUAUAUAUUAAGUACUUAUUUAAUGAUUUAAUUGGGGAACCGGCUGAAUUAUAAUCUCCCAAAGCCUCCCAUUUGCGUCAAUUGCCCAGUAUAAAACCAUGGAAUUCCAAUUUGUUCUGAUCCAAUAUGAGGACAAAAUUAAUUUACAUUUUGAAUUUCGAUUCCGAUCCCAUUCGGUGUGCGGUAAUCAUAAGAAGAAACCAAUUUUUGAAAUAUCAUCACUAUGUAUAAAAGAGAACGUUCUUUAAUAAUUAUUAUAAAUUAAUAUGUACAUACCUAUCUUUUAAAAUGAAUAGGUCACGUGAAUCACAGUAGUAGCAUUUAUCAUUGUCAAUACCUAAAACGGUAAAACAUACUAACAAGUAUUAAUAUUUCAUCACUAAAAAGUAUAAUUUAAAACAUCUAUAAUAAUAUUUUGAUCUGUAUUACUCAAUGCUUAAAUCCAACACUCAAGUUGCCUGUGAGCUGUGAACAAUCAUUUUUGUUAAAUAGAACAUUAGAAUUUAGAAUCAUUAUAUAUAUUGACUUAUUUACAUCGAAAUUAUAUCUGAAAACAACCGGACAGUAGUGGUUCCAUGGGGGGGGGGCAACGAUGACGAUUACCCUCCACGGUUUGAUCCACAGUUUACUCUUAGUUUUGAUUUUCAACAUAAAUGUGUGCCUUAUAUGAAUUUUUAUUUUUUUUUUUUUGUAAGAUCAUAUAAGACGGUAUACCUUCCUAACUUCCUACCUAAAACCACGGAACAUUAACAGUAUCGUAUUUUUAAAUUUCUAUAUUUAUAUGAAAAUGUAUUUUUAUUGAAGUCAUAAACAUCUUUUAGAGUCAAAUUAUUUGAGACAAAAGUUUGAUGUCAACUGUUUUCAGUUUGGUCAUUUUGAAUAUCAUGAAUACGUUUUAAGUUAAUAAAAAUAUUAAAUAUUAUUGGAUUAAUAAAUAUUUUUUUUAAUAACUGAUUCCAGUACAAAAUAUACUGUAAUAAUAAUAAAUAAAAUAUAUUGCAAUAAUAAAUUAACAUUUAAUUUGAACGAUUUUUAUUUUGCCGCUGUUUUCAUUCAAUGUCAAAGACGCUUAGUUACCUAAUAGAUAACAUUUUAUAACAUCAUUGGAUUUUAAACAAGAGAGCGUACCUCAAUAUUUUUAGUUGAUAAUAUGUUUCCUUCAAAAAUUAAAACAAAUACAAAAUCACAAUGUUCGUUUAAAUGGUGAUUUUUUUUUUUUCAUUUUGUUAUAUUAUAAAUUUGAAAGAAUUAAAUAAAUAAUUUUUUUCAGUAGACAAAUGUAUAAUAUACAAUAACGUCGACCGUUUGGUCGAUACGUUUUAAUGGUAAAUUCAUUUAUAAGAAAAAAUAAUAUAUAUUUUUGUAUGUAGGUACAUUUUUUUUUUGUGUAUUAUUUUUAAAAAAUGUUUUUUUUUUUUCAUUUUAGAAUCAUGUUUCUGUUUUAUGCCAGGUUCCUAUUUACUAACAAUGGAUACCUAUAAAAUACCUUUUACAUAGAAAAGUCAAAUCAAGCUAUUUAUUUCCAGGCUCAAAUUCAUUAAAUUGGAGGUGAAUUAUAAUUUACUUACAUGGAAAUAUCAAGUACUUUAAAUUAUUUUUUAACAUUUUGGGAUAUAUUUACAGCUGUGAUGACCGUUAUGGCAGUAUCGAUUGAUGAACUAGAUGAAAGUAUUACCAUUGCACGUCAAAUGGCACAGCAUGGCAAUUAUGAUUCAUCAAUAGUAUAUUAUGAAGGAGCUAUAUUACAACUGGGACGCUUCUUAUCUACUUUAGACAACCAAACACAGCGAGAAUCUUGGCGAGCUGUUAGUAAUAGUCUCCUUUAAAACUCUUAAGUUAUCAUUUAAUGAAUAUUAAAUGAUUUUGUCUUGUUUAGAUUCAGCGAGAGAUUACUGAUGAAUGUGAACAGAUAAAACUUUAUUCAAACACAUUAAAUAAAUUAAAAAAUUUUAAAACCAAUGAUUUCGAAAGGAAUGAGAGGCCAUUAAGUGCAUCUAGUCCAGCAUGUAAGUGUUUAAAUAUUUUCUUAUAACAUAAUAGAUAGGUACAAAAGUAUAAGUUUUCAAUUUUAAAUUGUAUUAUGAUUUAUACCUAUUUAUCCAAAAUCAAUAUAAAUAAUUGUAUAAUUAAGUACCCUUUUUAUUAUUUUUUUUUAGUAAAUAGAAAUAAUAAAAAUGAAGAUAUAUCACCCCCUGAUGGGGUAUCAUGGUUUGGAACCACUCGUCAACAAGUGAAUGGUAGUGGCUCCCUAGAGUGGCCUCCAAAUAAUAAUGAUCCAGAUGUUUGGCCUCCACCAUCACCCAUUGAACAUAAACCUGUACCUCAGGUUAGGCCACAAAAAACUUCUCGACGUAAUGAUUCUUCGCGUGUCCCUAGUAGAAACCAAAAAGUUGGACCAAAUAGUACACGAAAUAGUGCCUCUAGAUCUCAGAUAACAAAGAAAAAUGAUGAAGUUGUUAAAAAAGGUCCAAAAAAAGAUACAAAUAGUCAUAAUACAAAUACAAAUGGAACAGUAAGUACCUACUUAUAGGGUAUAGAAUAUUUAUAUUUUUUAUGUUAUAAUAAUUAUAUAUAUCUAUAAUAUUAGAGUGAUAAAAAUGAAAAAGAUAAAGAUGAAAAAGAAGUUUUGAAACCGGAUGAAAAACGAUUUGAUUGUUCCUCUUACGAUCAGGACCUUGUUGAUAUGUUAGGUAAUAACAAUAGACACAAUAUUAUGUUUUAAUCAUUACAAUAUUAACAAUUUAACUUUAUAGAAAGGGAUAUUGUACAGAAAAAUCCUAAUAUAAGGUGGGCUGAUAUUGCCGAAUUAGAUGAAGCUAAACGCCUUUUAGAAGAAGCAGUAGUGCUGCCUAUGUGGAUGCCUGAUUUUUUUAAGGUAAAUGGUUUUUACACUUAUAAAAUUGUUGUAAAUUUAAAUGUGUAUAUUUUUAAAGGGGAUUCGACGGCCUUGGAAAGGAGUGUUAAUGGUCGGCCCACCUGGAACAGGGAAAACUAUGCUUGCAAAAGCUGUUGCUACAGAGUGUAGAACUACCUUUUUUAAUGUAUCCUCAUCAACACUUACUUCUAAAUAUAGAGGAGAAUCUGAGAAACUUGUCAGGCUUCUAUUUGAAAUGGUAAGUUCUUGUUAAUUGUAUAAUCAAGGAAUCUGAUUUGAUUAUGUUAUAAACAAAAAGUGUAGAAUAAAAUAUUGAUUAUAAAUUAGUGUCAGUAUUGCUGUUGUACAAGUAGUAAUUGUAUAGUGGAUAUACUUCAAUUUUAUUCUAAUAUUUCUACAUUUCUAAUCGGGUCUUAAUUACUAAUCGUAAUGUUUACUAUGAUACUAUAAUAUGAAAUUAUUGUAAAGAUUGAAUCAAUGUAAUUUAAAUACCUAUCUAAUUGGUAUAAUGUUUAAUAAUACACACAAAUAGUUGUAUUAUACUUAGUUUUUAAUAAUUAUCAAUAAAAACUAAAAUAGAAAAAUAUUAGUUAUCCAAAUUAACUAAAUUGCAAGUUAUUUUUUUCUAUUUUUUGUGUUUAUAUUAUAAUGAUAUUAAAUUUUAAUUUUGAUACAAUUUUUUAGGCAAGAUUUCAUGCCCCAUCAACAAUAUUCAUUGAUGAAAUAGAUUCACUUUGUUCUCGGAGAGGUUCAGAGUCUGAACAUGAAGCAUCCAGAAGAGUUAAAUCUGAACUCCUAGUCCAAAUGGAUGGUCUAAGUGAUACGAGUGCUGAAGAAGAAUCUGGUACUAGCCGAAUUGUGAUGGUGUUGGCUGCUACCAAUUUUCCUUGGGAUAUAGAUGAAGCACUCAGGCGUAGACUGGAGAAACGUAUAUAUAUACCUCUACCCAAUAGUUAGUAUUUACCAUAAACUGUAAUAAGUUUAUAAUCUUAGUAUAAAAUAAAUAAUUUUAAAAUUUAUAACAUACAGUAAAAUAUUUAUAGCAUUAUAAGCCAUUUAUUCAGUGAAUAUAAGUUACUCAUACUCUUGAAUUAUAGACACUAGAUAGUAAUAUACAACUCCAUCAUCAAUACAUUUUGUUUUUUUUCUUAUUGAUGGAAAAGUUGUAACUGUAGCUUAUAGUAUUUAUAUUUAAGUAAUAUGAUUAUAUUUAAAAAAAAGCUGCUACAGCUGAUUGGUGUGCCAAUAUUAUUGAUGGGAAGUUAAGAAGGUAGGAUAUAUAAAGUUAUUUAAUUUAUAUCUUUAUGUAACGAUAAAUCAUUGAUAAUGAAAUACAAUUCUAAGUGAAGUUCAACUAAAUAAUUUUUAAUAUACUGUGAUCUUUACUAUUUAAUAAAUUAUAAUUAUAUUUAUUUUGUAGUCAUCAAUCAUAUUACUGACUUAAGUGUUCAGUAAAAUUAAAUAUGUGUAAAUAUUCAAUAUAUCUUUAGUCAAUACAAAUUAAUUAGACAUUGUUGGAAUAAUUACAUUUUUGCAUGUGUAUUAUUUUUAUUUUUAUAUAUAUAUUUUAAUUUUUAAUAUGAAAGUACUUAUUUAUAGGUGCUGGCCGAGAAGCACUACUGAGAAUAAACCUUAGAGAUGUUAAAGUAGAACCUAAUGUAAACUUAACAGAAAUAGCUACUAAAUUAAAAGGCUACUCUGGUGCUGAUAUCACUAACGUUUGCAGGUAAUUUGGAUAUGAAAUAUAUUUAUUGUAUGUACUAUUUUACCUAAAAUUAAAAUGCUAAUUUAAAAAUUAUUUAGAGAUGCAUCUAUGAUGUCCAUGCGACGUAAAAUAGCUGGACUUAAACCAGAUCAGAUUCGGCAAUUGGCUAAAGAGGAAGUAGAUUUACCUGUAUCCUUUCAAGAUUUUAAUGAAGCAAUAACAAAAUGCAACAAAAGUGUUUCAUCUGAUGAUUUGACAAAAUAUGAAAAGUGGAUGAGUGAAUUUGGCUCAUCAUAACUGUUGCAGCUAAUGAACUGUAUAACUGCUAAUUUAUCUUUGUGUACAGAUCUUUUUUUUUUUUUUUUUAUGUACAGAAAUAGAUUGAUUAGAAAUUAUUUACUUUAUAUUUUAAUUGUUUAUGGCUGUGUUGCCUUGAACUUUAAAUGCUCACAACGAAACACACUUAAAAUAGUUUAAAAAAAAACAAACAAAACUAAUAUUUUAUAAGUUUUUUUUUUUUGUGUCCAGUAUAAAAUAAUUUAUUUAAAUUAAUUAUUUAAAAAAAAAGUAAAGCAAAACUAAAGACAAAAUAAAUGAAAUCUUGCCAUUUUGUGUAGAAUCAAAAUAAUAGUAAAAUAGUUAUAUUUAAUUUAAUCUCUUCAACCUUAAACCUAUAUUUGUUUUUCAAGAUCAUUUUAUUUGCACUUCUUUAAUUUGUAAUGUUAACUUUCCAGAAUCCUAUCAUCGAUUACUUAGUUAUUAUUAAAGCCUUAAUGUGAUUUAUGUAUAAUAAUUUAUUAUAUAACCCUAAAUUUCAUAUUGUAAAAAGAAAAAGUCACUUGUAAGUUAUUUGAGUAAAACAAAUUUUUCCUAAUAUUUUUUUGUGUACUUAAUUUUACACUAUUAACUUAUUUUAAAUUGUACGCUUAUAUAAAACACAUGAGUUGUUUUAAC
Messenger RNA from Cinara cedri, 29722 nucleotides. Lineage: Eukaryota; Metazoa; Arthropoda; Insecta; Hemiptera; Aphididae. The record is from the annotation of a GenBank genome assembly.